Molecule: messenger RNA, 1764 nt
Organism: Camelina sativa (false flax)
Lineage: Eukaryota; Viridiplantae; Streptophyta; Magnoliopsida; Brassicales; Brassicaceae
Source: RefSeq, a predicted model, not a curated record
UAAUGUAAGUUAAAUAAAUCUAUUACGGAGAUAUAAAAGUUCAUACUGAAAUAAGAGGUUGAUCACAUGUUUGACUUUCUUACUUUAACAAAGUCAAAGCUCAAUAGAGGCAGCAUGUGGCGUUAUACUCUGUUUUGGAACGUGAAGAGAGGUGAAAAUUAUGAUUCUCAUAUCUUUUUUGUUUCUGUAAUCACAUACGCUAAAUGUUUCAUAUAAAUUUACAGGUUGUAAUAGGAAAAGAAUAAUACCUGGUUAAGAUUUGAUCAGCUUUUUAACAUAAACGUUUUUAUAAUAAAUUUAAAGGUUGUAAUAGAAAAUUUUGGUUGUAAAUUUUCAAUUUUCUAAAAACGUUAUUUUUUCUUAGUUUGUUCUUUCAUGGUGUGAUAUGAUAUCAUACGCUUAUGGAAAUGUUCACUAUCAUUUUGGAAGCAAUUUGUCUGGAUAUGGUGAAGCAGGAAGAGACAGAAACAGAGUUGUGUCCAAACCAAAAGUCAAAUCUCCUUAGAAUCUCUUUAUAAUCCACAUCUCUCCUUGUGAAUCCAAGGACGGAUCCUGAACAAAACAUGCAUGGAGUUUGGCUUUAUUUCAAGAAGUCUCUAAGCUGCUGCAACGCACAGAAGUCAACUGACCCUGGUGAUCCAGUGAAGAACCGAAUCCGUAAGACGACAAAUCCAACUGGUUGGUCAAGAUCAAUGUCAAAUAUGAGAGAUGUAUUUGCAACACAUGGGGAUGGAGGAGCUACGCAGAAUCCAAGCUGCUGCAGCUCUCGGUCUAUGGAGAGCUCCAGGUUAAUAAACACAACGAAAAUUGAGGGCAAUAAUAACGGUUACUCGGGGAGAUUCAAAGGAGAAUCUUCUUCUGAUUUACUUCCCGGUCGUUUUUCUGAGAGAUUUGAUGUUCUUGGCUCUGACAUCUACGGUUUUGGAGUUCUUUCUUGUCGAAAAUGCCAUGAGGGAGUCAGAGAUCUUGACGCGUUUGAGGCCCAUUACCUUUCUAACCAUUCCGUCAUCAAACUCUUAGCUGGAGACUUCUCAAGAACAACUGUUGAGUUAAUCUGCAGUACAGGCUAUUCUCACAAGCUUGGCAAAACAAAAGGGAACAACAUUUCGGCGAUCUUGAAAAUACAAAAUUUGCAAAGAGUAGUUGCAGAGUUUGAGGAUUACAGAGAACUCGUGAAAAUAAGAGCGAACAAGCUUUCGAAGAAACACUCGCGGUGUAUGGCUGAUGGGAACGAGUUUCUUGGGUUCCACGGUACAACUCUUUCUUGCGCUCUCGGUUCCAGUAACAGCUCUUCAAACCUCUGUUUCUCGGAUCAAUGUGGAGUUUGUCAUAUUUUAAGACAUGGUUUCAGUGCGAAAACAAGCCCGGAUGGGAUUAAAGGUGUUCUCACAGCAUCAACGAGCUCUAGGGCUCUUGAAUGUAUUGAAAUUACCGAUCAAAGAAUGAACAUAGGUUCAUUGAAAGCAGUUGUGCUAUGUAGAGUGAUUGCAGGGAGGGUUCAUAAACCGAUGCAAAAGUUCGAAGAUCCUAGUGGGUUUUCUGAGUUUGAUUCGUUGGCUUUGAAAAUGGGACCAAAUUCUAGAACUGAAGAGUUCUUUCUAUCGAGUACUAAAGCUUUGUUACCUUGCUUUGUCAUCAUCUUCAAGCCUUGUAAAUAAAUGGGUCUCCUCAUAUAGAGUUCCCUUUAUUAUAUGUGUUUAUCCUCCUCAUAAACAACCUGAUCGAUAUUAAUGUGUAGAUGAAAACUAUUCAAGGUGAUUUUUA